This is a messenger RNA of Mobula hypostoma (lesser devil ray), 5254 nucleotides long. Its product is annotated as microphthalmia-associated transcription factor-like. The transcript is spliced from 12 exons. Bases 227 to 1906 code for a protein of 559 amino acids. Gene Ontology annotation, molecular function: RNA polymerase II cis-regulatory region sequence-specific DNA binding; DNA-binding transcription factor activity, RNA polymerase II-specific; protein dimerization activity. Gene Ontology annotation, biological process: regulation of transcription by RNA polymerase II. The record is from RefSeq and is a predicted model, not a curated record. Gene Ontology annotation, cellular component: nucleus. Lineage: Eukaryota; Metazoa; Chordata; Chondrichthyes; Myliobatiformes; Myliobatidae.
UCGGCCGGGAACUACAUUUCCCGGUGACCCAGCGCACGCUCGGCAUUGAGUAGGCAAGGGGAGGUGGCGAAGCUCCAGCUCCGGCUCCGAAGCGGAGACAGCGUCUGUCACUCAGCAGAACUUUGUGUCUUGUUGACAUUUAUUGCGGUGCCGUCGCUCUGGGGGGGUAGCCUGAAAUUUGCGCCGAGUUUUUUAUUAUACAGCCGCUGCCCAUCAUUCCGGACUCAUGCAGUCGGAGUCGGGAAUCGUUCCGGAUUUUGAUGUCGGGGAGGAAUUCCAUGAAGAGGUGAAAACGUUUUACGAGCUGAAGAGCCAACCGCUGAGCCGCAGGUCAGUGGCACCGGCAAUGAGGAGAGUGAAGCUGCUCGACGAUGUGCUCCUCCUAUCUACAUUGGGUCUGGCCAAUGUUGGGAGCACUGGAUACUGUAGACGACCGCAACAGAUUUGCAGCAAUUCAUCAGAGCAGCAAGGAUCAUCUAAACCCCCGUUAACCUCCUCCAAUAUGACAUCACGAAUACUGCUACGGCAGCAGCUCAUGCGUGAGCAAAUGCAGGAGCAGGAGCGACGAGAACAGCAGCAACAGCAGCAAGCAGCACAGUUCAUUCAGCAGCGAGUGCCAGUCAGCCAGACACAGGCCAUCAACGUCAGUGUCCCCACCAACCUGCCCACAAAUACUCAGGUGCCAAUGGAAGUCCUCAAGGUGCAAACUCACCUUGAAAAUCCAACCAAAUACCACAUUCAGCAAGCACAAAGGCAGCAAGUUAAGCAGUACCUGUCAACUACUUUGGGCAACAAAUUGACAAAUCAGCCCUUAAGCAUGCCCUGUUCCAACCAAACGAGUGAUCAUGUCAUGCCGCCAGGGAAUGGAAGCAGUGCGCCCAACAGCCCAAUGGCCAUGCUAAACAUAAGCUCAAAUUGUGAGAAAGAGGUUUGGUUGCCAGAAAUGAAAAUGAUGGACGAUGUCAUUGAUGACAUUAUUAGCUUGGAGUCAAGUUACAAUGAUGAUAUCCUUGGACUGAUGGACCCAGGAAUUCAAAUGGCUAAUACGUUACCUGUACCUGGUAACAUGUUAGAUGUCUACAGCAAUCCAGGAAUGGCAGCUCCUGCUGUUACCAUCAGCAACUCCUGUCCAGCAAAUCUGCCAAACAUCAAAAGGGAACUUACAGAAUCAAUGGUUGCAGGCAUGGAACUCCAUUUUAAAAGUCCCUCUAUGAAAAUGCAUAGUGCUCUAUUACCAGAAGCUGAAGCCAGAGCACUUGCGAAAGAAAGGCAGAAGAAGGACAAUCAUAACUUGAUUGAAAGGAGGAGGAGAUUCAAUAUUAAUGAUCGCAUAAAGGAACUGGGUACAUUAAUUCCAAAGUCUAAUGAUCCAGAUAUGCGCUGGAACAAAGGAACUAUUCUAAAGGCAUCUGUGGAUUACAUCAGAAGGCUUCAGAAAGAACAGCACAGAGCAAAAGACUUUGAAUCGCGGCAGAAGAAAUUGGAACAUGCCAAUCGACACUUACUACUGAGAAUACAGGAACUUGAAAUGCAAGCCCGUGCACAUGGACUUCCACUUGUCAACGCUUCUGCCCUCUGCUCCUCUGAUCUUGCUGGGCGGAGCAUUAAGCUAGAGCCAGUAAUCGAUGAGUGUCACAGAGAUGGCUUACAGCGCCAUGUAGAUCUUUCCUGCAGUACCACACUGGAUCCUGCAGAUGGAGCCAUCAACUUCAGUGAUAAUGUUGGACCUGGCACCUACAAUGCUCCCACAAAAAUGUCUACCAAACUGGAAGAUAUUCUGAUGGAUGAUACUCUCUCGCCAGGGGAAGGUACUGAUCCUCUUCUAUCAUCUGUGUCACCUGGUGCUUCAAAGACAAGCAGCCGGCGAAGCAGCAUGAGCAUGGAAGAUAGUGAAAAUGGGUGUUAGCAAGAAAACAGUUAGAAGUUCCAUCUGAACUUUUCCUUAAAGAUCUCUCUUUUUUACUUGCCUAAGAUAAAUGCUUGUGUUGUGAUGGUAAGCCUAUUUAUCAGUCGAUAAAGAGUUUAAGUCAACGAAAUGAAUCAAAGUAAAUGGAAAUAUUGAUGAGAGGUAAUGUAUCUGUAUGUAAAGAGACAGGACCACAGAGACCCAGACAAACAGCGAAGGCACUCAGGAAGUAGAAGAUGGGGUCAUCCUUUAAGGAGAUGAUUAGUUGAUUUUAUUCUAAUAAAAUGAAAUUUGUGUAGGAAAAAGAAAAUCAAUGUAUCUUUUAAUUCAGAUAUUUUCUCAGUUUCUUAACUUGUACUUAAAUAAUAUAUUUUAAUCCAUUUUUACAAUCAUUUUUUGAUUUUUGCAUGACCUAUACUUGAUUUGUUUUCAUGCUAGUCCUUUAAGAUUUUUAUUUUUUAUUUCAAAAUUUGCAAAAUCUGGUAUUCAGUAUUUCAAUACAUAAUAUUUCUUCAGUCUGUUUUUAAUGGAGGAUUUGGUGCAUUGGCCAUAGACACUUAAGGAAGUUGAGGCAAGAUUUUUAGUGAAAUGUCUGAAUAUUUUGUAUAUCUAAACACAAUCUUAUUUAGACAUGUGUUUUUAAAUUAACUUUGAAAUAAGAGCUUUACUUGUUUGAAAAACAUGAUUGUAGUUCAAUAUAUCUAAAGUGAUGCUUAAACUAGCUAACGGUGUGCUAUUUAUUUUAUUUUAUAAACAGCAAGAGUGUAAUUAUUAGAAGAAAAUGUGCAGUGUGGUUGAAAAUCUACCUUUUUGUCUUCUACUGAUACCUCCAUGAUAGUAGAUUUACACAUUGAGUCCUUCAGCACUGCAGCAUGCUACAAUGCAACAGCUUUCUGCUUAUCAGAUUAUUACUUGAUAAUGCAUAUGCUAUUAAUGAGGUUAUUCAGAUAAUCUUGCUGAUCGUUUGGUGAUAUCUGUCAAAAUGAUGACCAGUUCAGGGCAUUCUGUAACUAUGUUGAUCAUGGUGAGGGAGUUGGUGGAACUGGAAUGGGCUGGACUGUGAGACAAGCUGGGCAUUGGGAAAAUGGAAUUAAGCUGAGGCAUGCAAUUUAUUUCAUGAGUGGGCAAUAAUUUCUGAUUCACUGCUGAUCAGCUUGAUGUGGACGGCCUUACUCUUGCUUCGAAUAAAUUGUGUGUGUCCGACCAUAAAUUCCCUUAAUCUCAAUCACAAUUCUGGCAUUAUAUAAUUUGUAAGACAACGUAAUGUACAGAAAUGUUUGAUAAGACCGAUUAUUUACCAGCAUGUAUAGUGACAAAUGCCCCUCACCACUACUGUUGGAAUUAAUGAUGAUAGAGUGAUGAUUAACAUUGUCAGGGCAAAUCAAUCGACUGGUCUUCAAAAUGAUCGGAUUAACCAUGUUUUAUUACAACAGUGUUGUAAGAGUAGAAAUAUGAUGCUACAUCAUCUACUUUGUUGUAGAUCUAUGCAAUUUCACUAGAUGUAUUUGCAUUGAACUGUGCCUAGGUAAUUUGUUCUACACUCAUACUAGCUCAAGGUGUGAUGAAGAGAAGAAUUUUUCAAUAGUAAUUUAUGAAAUACUGAAUGUGGCAGCAGAAUAUAGUGAAUUCAGAAUGAAGUGCCUUAAAAUAGAUUACUAAGUCUUUUGAAUAUGCACUGACUGAUGGGUGUAAUCCGUGAGGGUUUGGCCUGUGUAUAAUAAGGAUGUGGACGUUGCUUGCUGCCUAUAUUCAGAACGUGAGCUUCCAGCUUCUUUACUGAUAGGAUUCAAAGAUUUACUGACCUUCUGCUACCUUUCUGUGUAAGUGAACCUCAAGAGACUGCUUCUAAGUUUAGUGUGAAGGGAAUUGACUACUCAGCUUAGUUCUGCCAAGAUCCUGGGACAGGAAAACGUAUGCAAUACAAUAAUGUUAUGUUAAAAGCAAUAAUUGUUAAACAUGUUCAAAGUAGCAAAUGGAAAAAAAAAUAGGUUAAAUAAUGAAAGAUAAGCACAACAGCCUUGCACUCAUGGGGAUGUGAUUUGAAUUAAAGAAUGCACUUGAUAGAUUGGAGACUUAUAUUAAUUGUUAAUAAAAUAUCAAACCUAUAUUUCUUGAAAAAGUAGCUUAAAAUACUGCCUCUUAAUGAGCUAGUUGGUACUGUAAUGUGAUAUUCACUUGCUGCCAGAUGCAGCAUACUUUGUGUAUGGUCCACUGGAAUGUAAAUUACAGACUAUGAUCACUUAUCUGUUUUGAACCUGAUCUCACUAUAAAUAGAAGAUACACAAUUAUUGGCUGUUGUUUGUCUUUUAUACCACAAGGGUACCUGACAACUUAACUAUUGAACAUUAUUGCAUGUUCAUUGUAGUAGCUAGCUUUAUAUAUGGUUAUUAAUUAUAUAGUACAUCUAAUAGUUUUGUAUCUUCUUUAUAUUUGGUUUAAUUUUAAUAGACUAAUUUAUGCUGCAAUUAUUGUGCCAUAAGAAUCCUGUGAAUUUUUAAACAAUAUACUAUGAAUUCCACACAGCUGUUACACUGGUAACAAACCAUAAAAAAUAGAGUUUUUGAUACUCGUUUACAAAGAGCCGGGUGAUAAACCACAGCAGCACCAUGUAUACAAUGCCAUUACUUAGCAUUUCUGGGUAUUUGUAUUCAGUGGCCCCUGGGAGUUAGCAUUUAGAUGAAAAUAUUACAUAAGUUGAAAUUAAUCUACACUUGCUCCAAAAAUAGUCUAAAGUCUAUACUUAUGUGUCAUUAAGUACAAUGCAUCUGUAAAGUAUGCAAACUCCUUUUAUUUCCAUAGCCUUUAAUACUUAAGGGUCAGGAAAACAACACACUUGAAAAAUACUUUACAUACACAGGAGUAAAUAUAUGGAUCCCUUUAAUAAAUGAUGACUCUGGUACAUCACCAAUGUAUUCCUCUCCAGGAUUAUUUUCACCCCUUGUGUUGUGGUUUCUAUCUGGAAUUAACUGCAAUAAUCCAGAAAAAAAUUAAUUAUUGUUUAAAUUGUACACAAUAAUUGUAAAAAAAAAUGAGUUGCCAUUUCAAAGAAAGAUAUGAAAGCUUCAGCACCUCUAUAUUGAUUCCAGGCUCAGAGACUAUACUCUGAAAUUCUUCUGUUACAUAAAUUAUAAACAACACAUUUGACAACAUUUAACAAACUGAAUCUGUAACUUCUGAUUGUUACAUUUGUAAAUAUAUUUGUAAGUACACUAAAUUACACUUGAUGAAAUAGUACCUGUUGUUAGUUUUUAAGUUUUGAAAUUUUUACUUUUGGCCAAAAAAUUUUACAUUCUUAUUGUAUAGAUUGGUUAUAACAUAGCUACCAACAUACUUAAAUAAAGGGCAUCA